GGGAAGAAUAAAUUGGAUGCUGUCCUGAGCUGUUGGAAGUCCUGGAAGAAGUGGAGUUUUCCUUUGUCACUGAAGGAGGAAUUUGAAAUCCCAGGGCAUCUCACGGAGACACAGGAAAGCAAAGAUGGAAAUAUUUCACAAACACUAGGGUGAAGGUAAAAUCAGAAUUUCCCAUGAACUCUCAGAAGGGGAAAAAUUAGGAACAAGUAACAGAAAGGUGCGGGUGAAGAAAUGCCUGGAUAGCCUUGGGAUUCCCUGUAAUCUGGAUGAUGUGCCCAAUAUCGCCAUCCUGGGAGCUGGGGGAGGUCUGCGAGCCAUGAUCGCCCUUCAUGGAACCCUGCAGGAGCUACAAAAGCAUGGUCUCCUGGGCACCAUCAUGUACCUCUGUGGGGUCUCAGGUGCAACAUGGUGUAUGUCCUCUCUCUACAACAAUGGGGACUGGGCAGAGAAAUUGCAGGCCUUGGAGGAAAGUAUGUGUGCUCGACUUUCCAAAUACACCUGGAGUGUCCCAAAGGCAACAAAAAUGCUUCUUGAGGCAGCUAAAGAUGAAAAUUACUCUCUGACUGAGUUCUGGGCCUACACUGUGGUCUAUGGAAUGUUACAUGAACUAGAAAAGGGGCACUUGUCAGAACAGAAGGGUGCAUCUGAGAAUGGAAAUAAUCCCUACCCAAUCUAUGCAGCUGUGGAUGAGCGAAGUUUCUGCAAAGUAACUGAAUAUUUACCAGAAACCUGGUUUGUGUUCACCCCUCAUGAAGCCAGCUUCCUUGGCUAUGGAGCAAGUGUACCCAUGGAAUACUUUGGAAGUGAAUACAAGAAUGGGGAGCUAAAGAAGCAGAAAGAAGAGAAAAACAUGAGUUACCUGCAAGGUUUGUGGGGAAGUUGCAUUGGCAGCAAAGAAGAAAAUGAAAAAGUCAUAAAAGAUAUGUUCUUUGGCAUAUUUAAGGGAAAAAGAGGAUCAGAUUCAUCAUUCUUGGUAGCUAACAAAAGUGAUUGGGAAGGAACUUUGGAGGGGUUUCCAGCACCCACCCUUGAACCAGAAGCCGGUGAUAUGGAAGGUGCUUUACAGACUGGGCCAGGAGGACCUUCACCACGUGCCUUUUCAAUAGGUACUAUGGACAGUUCAAUUACUGGAGAAAUUGUGAGUGGCAUUGGCUCGGCAGUGGAUUUAGCUAGGAUGUUGUCUAAAACCACUUACAAUCUCUUGCACUCAAAAUGGGGAACCAAUAGUAACUUUCUUUACAAAUGCUCUGAUAUUGACACUCCUGAGCUGGUGAACAAUAAAGUCAUCUCCUUGGUUGAUGCUGGCAUAGCCAUAAACUGUGCUUACCCCCUGGUUCUCCGCCCAGAAAGGAAAGUGAAACUGAUCCUCUCCUUUGACUAUGGACCUUUUGAUCUGUUUCAGACACUCAAGCAAGCUGCCAAAUACUGUGAAGAAAACUGCAUCCUGUUCCCUAAGGUGGAUGAGAAAUUGCUCCAAGACCCAGAUAACCCAUCUGACUGCUAUGGAGAGGGUGCGCCUACCGUCAUGCAUUUCCCACUUUUCAACAAAGUGAAUUGCCCAGGCUGUGUGAAGGAUUGGAGAAUUAAAUUCACCCCCAUUCGCUUUCUCUACAACGAGGGAGACAUCCACAAACUUCUCCAGUCAGCCAGACUGAAUGUAUUGAACAAUAAAGACAAGAUUCUACAAGAGAUCAAAUACAUUGUGGCUCACUCCAGCAAGGAGGCAAGCUCUUAAGAAGACUUUUUCAUCUAUGCUCUGCAUACGUUAAAGCCACCCAGUAGAUUUUGCAAACUAUAGAAUUGUCACCUGGCUGGAAAAUGUCAUUAUUUGGUAUCACAGUGGGGAGAGGAGUCUCAGCUUCUGCUAUGAGAGCACUAGUAUCUUGCC
Molecule: messenger RNA, 1888 nt
Organism: Chelonoidis abingdonii (Abingdon island giant tortoise)
Lineage: Eukaryota; Metazoa; Chordata; Testudines; Testudinidae
Source: RefSeq, a predicted model, not a curated record